GAUUUGAGGCGCAAUCGAAUUAUAUUAUUGAAUCUAAAAUUUAAUGUAACAACAUUCUAGAGUUUUUUUUCCCACACUGAACUACUUCAUCAACCAAAAUCCAUUUUUAUUCCUAUCAAGAAAUUGUCUAUUUCGACCAUCAUUUCUCUCUUAAAGAUCUUUCCUUCUUCGCUUAGAUUUUAGAGCUAUCACCUCAAUUUUCCAUUCAGAAAAGCCCCUUUUCAAGCAGAAGUAAGAAUGUCGGUGGAGAAAAACGAUAUACCACCUCCACCUGUGAUUCCAAGCCCUUUGGCCCCGAUUUCACCUACAAACAGUAUUUGUGAUCCUACCAUCAUGGACGAUCAUCAACGCAGAGUUGGUGAUCGAACUUCUCCUGGUAGGAGGCACAAUUCAAGAAAAAGGACUUCCCCAGAUUUCUUUGUUCCCACCCCUUUCGGCCCUUCUCUACGAUUACACGGCCAGGGUUUACGACGUGGUCCAGGUCGCCCUCCGAAACAAAGAUUAGAUGAAAGUUCAGCCUCACAACCUUUGCGGCGUGGUCCUGGUCGUCCCCAGAGAAAGAGAUCAGAUGCGGCGACAAAUGCUCCAGAGGUAGUUCUCCCACCUCAUGUGCCGCCAAUAGGAUCAAACCAAAAUAUUCCUGAGAAAGUUUCGAUGAGCACAAAUUCAGAGCUAGUUCCCCCACCUCUUGUGCCUCCAACAGGAUCAAACAAAAACAUUCCUGAGCAAGUUUCGAUGAGCACAAAUUCAGAGCUAGUUCCCCCAUCUCCUGUGCCACCAACAGGAUCAAACGAAAAUAUUCCUGAGCAAGUUUCGAUGAGCACAAAGUCAGAGCUAGUUCCCCCACCUCCUGUGCCACCAAUAAGAUCAAACGAAAUUAUUCCUGAGCAAGUUUCGAUGAGGACAAAUUCAGAUUUAGUUCCCCCACCUCCUGCGCAACCAUUGGGAUCAAUCAAUGAUAUGCCUUCACUGAUUCCUUGUGAUGAAGAAGAUGAUCAGAGAGAGACAAAUUUGAAGGUGAAUCCUUUAUCAAGACUGGAGACACCUAAACAAACACCUUCUUCCCAAAACCAAAUGCCUGAAAAGUCAAAAAGAGUGUUGACUGAUGAAGUCCAGUCUGUAUUGGUGUCUCGUAUCUCCUCUGGUACGACCACCAGUGUGGAUGACAUGGUUAACUUUGCAAAUGGUGCUUUCUCCACAUUGAAUUGGAUCGGUGAUGAUUAUGGGUCAUUCUACCAAGAUGUCAAGAACAUGAUUUCUUACAAAUAUGAUUUGUUCAUUGCAGAGAGAGAUGGAGAUAUGUGUUCUGUUUCCGAAUUGGAGAAACAACAUUUAGAUGCUGUUCUUCGUGCGUAUAAUAUUGAAAAGGAAAUCGAACAUACUCAAGCAAAACAGGAGAAGGAUAAGGAGAAGAAGGAAAAAUCGAAGAAGCUAAUAGAAGAUGUAAGAGAAAUGAUUCAGCAAUUGAAAGAAGUGAUUCCCAGCUUGGAACAACAGGUUGCUGUUAUUGAACAAGAUGAGAAGUGCAUGAAAGAUGACGAGCAAAAGCAUAGAGCAGCCUAUAGGAUUGCACAAGAUGAGGUUGAAAAAGUCAGUACCCAAAUCAAUGAAGCUAGAGCAGUGCAGAUGGAUGCUGAGCGGCGCAGGAAUGAAGCUCUCCAAGGGAUUGAAUCCACCACGCGACGGCUACAGUCUUAUGUAGAAGAAAGAUAGAAGAGAAACAUGAAAUGAUGGUAAUGCACACUAGUGUGUAAGUCUCUAGUUGAACAUGUUUUUUGUUUUGGGAUCUAGCAAAGUAGUACCAAUUUUCAAUAAUUUGAACCUCUCUUAUAUAUUUUGCCUUUCAGUUUUGUUUGUGUGGUGCUUAGUAGAUAGAGUUACCCAGUAUCGAUGCUGGUGAAAUGUAUUAGGUACUUCGUGAAAUUAGUCGAGCUAUGUGCAAGC
This is a messenger RNA of Solanum stenotomum, 1944 nucleotides long. RefSeq names its product formin-like protein 3. Lineage: Eukaryota; Viridiplantae; Streptophyta; Magnoliopsida; Solanales; Solanaceae. Bases 238 to 1713 code for a protein of 491 amino acids. The record is from RefSeq and is a predicted model, not a curated record. The transcript has 3 exons.